GUUAUGCGACAUUCUACUGUCAGUUAUUUUAAAUUUUGCCGCUGAAUCAGUGGUUAUCAGUGGUUUUGCCGCUGUUGGGUAUACUGUUUAUACCAGAAUCGGUUGCUCUUCCCCUACCAGACACAACCAAAACGCCAAAAAGCGAUACUAAUCUUCAGUCAAUUCUAUGGUGGUUGUAUGUAUGUACCAGAGCUCGACAAAAAAUGCUUAUAGUGAUCAUAGAAAUAGAUGGUAGAUUUCAUUAUGCUCAUGUGCAAAUAGAUUAUCAGUAAUUAUUUACAAGUGGGAUCCACGCUAUUUCAAGCCAUAAAAAAUCGAAAAAUUAACAUUGUAUCAUGUCGUGUUGUGAAGUCGGUAAAUUUGGCAAUCAAUUUUUUUUUAAUUAAACUCUAAAGUUCAGUAUUUACAUGAGUGUUAAACACCGUUCUCUGCUCUGACAGUCAAUCCAAUUCGUGGCGCCAUCCCACCUGUAUAAUUUUCAUGUUCUAACCUUCAUCAGUGAGUACAGUGUUGUAUACAGACGUACAUACGUACGUACGCAUACGAUUGAUAGUUUCACAUGCAUAAAUAUCUUAUGACCAAGCUUCAAUCCCACUUAUAGAUCAGUGAUCAAUCCUCUUUGACCAAGCCGAGCCACUUUAUUCAUUAGUAUCGCGGUCGCGGACUUCGGCAGGCACACGUCUCGCCACGUUGGUCAGACCGGUCAGACCAUAACAAUAUUCAUUGAUAUUCUCUGAAGACAUCCCCAAGUCAUACCUUGGAUUAAACGUCAUACAUUGUGUCAUACGGUUGUUAUUUGAGGUCAUUCACUCAAUACAGCGGCAAAGCGCUCCGUCAACGCGCUCCGGGAAUUGUCAGAUUCAAAUUUUAUUCUGUUCGGAAACAAUAAAAGAUGACACAAAUUUGGUCAAUUAGUUUGAUAGUCUUCGUACUUUUGGUUGUUAUUUUAAUCCUGAAGAAAUUCUUUUGGUAUGGCCGGCUAAAGCAACUGACCAAUAAACAUGUUGUGAUAACUGGAGGUUCCAGUGGAAUUGGAAAAUGUGCAGCCAUCUAUGCAGCUCGACAAGGAGCACAUGUCACUAUUAUAGCCAGAGAUUUGAAAAAAUUGGAAGCUGCUAAAAAUGAAAUACUCCACGCUUGUCAAAAUAAGGAAAAACAAAAAGUGGAAUGUGUAUCAUUGGACAUCGGAAAUAAUUACGGGGAUGUAGAAAAAACGUUUAAUAACCUCGAGCGUACAAUAGGCCCAAUUUAUAUGCUGAUUAACUGUGCGGGUAUCGCUAUAUGUGGAAAAGUUGAAGACACCACCAUUGACAAUCUAAAAUAUAUGGUCAACCUUAAUUUCAUGGGGACAUACUACGCUAUUAAGGCAGUCAUUUCCAGCAUGAAGAGCGCACAUGAAGGAAUAAUUGUUAUCACUUCCUCUCAAGCUGCCCUAUUAGGCAUCUUUGGUUAUUCAGCUUAUGGAAGUACAAAAUUUGCCUUGCGUGGGUUGGCAGAAAGUGUUGCGAUGGAGGUAGCACCUUAUAACAUCUCCGUGACAUUGUCCCUCCCGCCUGACACAGACACACCAGGAUUUGCACUUGAAGACCAAAGCAAACCAUUAGAAACUAAACUGAUCUCCGAAGGUACAGGACCUGUGUCACCAGAAUCUGUAGCUGAACAAUUGAUGAAAGACGCUCUGACUGGGAGGUUCUUCUCAACAGUUGGUCUGGAAGGGUUCAUUUUGACUUCAUUGUGCGCCGGAAUGUCCCCUAUCUCAUCCAUCACCGAGUUACUACUACAGGCAUUACUGGCAGGCAUGCUUAGACUAGUAGGCGCUUGCUACCUAAUUUCAUUCAGAAGAAUUAUUCUGAAUUGUAUGAAAAAUCGAGAUAAGAAUAAGAAAUCUGAAUAGGUCAUAGUAAUAUACUUACUUUGCUAAACUCGGCUAUUGGACUGAAUUCCUGAACGAUUGAACUGAAGUAAGUGUGAUAUUCAGUAUCUGAAACUCAGUAUUUGAAUGGCAUAUUUACUACCGGAUCUUGUAUCCGCACCGGCAACUGUCACAUAAUCUACCAAGGUCUUCGAUUAAACUAGUUUCGGUUGCAUGAAAUGUCAAUCUUCGUCUGUGUAUUUUCCUAGAGUUUCUCAGUUUCUGGUGUAAUUAUUAUUGAUGAAUAUUGAUGUGGUGUUAACCAAUAAAAUAUCGUUCUA
Molecule: messenger RNA, 2193 nt
Organism: Athalia rosae (coleseed sawfly)
Lineage: Eukaryota; Metazoa; Arthropoda; Insecta; Hymenoptera; Athaliidae
Gene: Kdsr
Product: 3-ketodihydrosphingosine reductase
Exons: 4
Coding region: 893-1894 (333 amino acids)
Biological process (GO): sphingolipid biosynthetic process
Cellular component (GO): endoplasmic reticulum membrane
Molecular function (GO): 3-dehydrosphinganine reductase activity
Source: RefSeq, a predicted model, not a curated record